AUGGGCAUGCGCAACUGCCUCGACGGCAAUAAUAUGUCAGGACAACGCGAUAGCCCCCCUGAAAUUGGGGAACAGCCUGAGCAACCACCCUUGGAGGCCCCAGGGGCAGCUGCCCCCAGUGCUGGGCCUAGCCCAGCCGAAGAGAUGGAGACCAAACCGCUUCACAGCGAGCCCAUCACCAUCGAGAAUGAAGGCGAGGCCUGUGGACCUCCAGAAGUCUCCAGGCCCAACUUGCAGGGCCUCAACCCGACCUUCGAGGAAGCAAGAGCCUGGGGAAGCUACAGCCCACCUCCUGAGGAAGCCAUGCCCUUCGAGGUCGAGCAGCCCAUCUUGGGAGGCUUCUGGCCUACCCAGGAGCAGCUUGGAUACCCCAGUGAGGCCCAUGCAGGCCUGGGGGCCUUUGGCCCAGCGUUCAUGGAGCCCAGAGCCUUCGGUGGUGCCAGCCCAAGCUUGGGAGUCUACAGCCCUCCACCAGAAGAAGCCAUGCCCUUUGAGUUUGACCAGCCUGCCCAGGGAAGCUGCAGUCAACCUCUCUCGCAGGUCCCAGACCUCGCUCCAGGCGGCCCAGGUGCAGGGGUCCCCGGAGCUCCUCCCCAGGAGCCCCGAGCCCUCAGACCUGCAAAUGCUGGCGUCAGAGGGGGCUACAGCCCUCCCCCUGAGGAAGCUAUGCCAUUUGAGCUUGAUGGAGAAGCCUUUGGAGACGACAGCCCACCCCCAGGGCUACCCCGACUUGUCCCGCAAGUCGACGGCGGCGGUCAUUUCACGGCAGUCGCGGUCCCGAGUGCGGUCCACCUCGCUCCCGCCACGAACGCGCCUCCCCUCUGGGUCCCAGGCGCCAUCGGCAGCCCAUCCCGAGAAGCUGUCAAAUCUCCUCCUAACUUCGCAGGAAACAGCCCCCCGAUGGAGAUCUCCGGACCCCAGCUCAAGAUUGGUAGCGCCCCCAUUGGGGUCGACGACGCUCCCGUCAACAUGGACAGCCCCCCAAUCGCGCUUGAUGGCCCGCCCAUCGAAGUCUCCGGAGCCCCAGAUAAGAGAGAGCGAGCAGAGGGACCCCCAGUUGAGGGAGAAGCAGCCGAGAUGGAAGGAGGCUCAGCCGCCGCUGCCGAAGAGGGAGGAAAAGUCCCCUCUCCCGGCGACGGAUCCCCUACCGCCCAGGGAGCUGCUGACGCCCCGGCCGCUCCAGACGCCGGGGCAGCCGCUGGAGCCCCAGCCGAUCCUGGCGCCGGGGCGGCCCCUGGAGCUCCAGCGGAUCCUGACGCCGGGGCGGCCCCUGGAGCUCCAGCGGAUCCUGACGCCGGGGCGGCCCCAGCGGAUCCUGACGCCGGGGCAGCCGCUGCCGCCCCAGCCACUUCUGACGCCGGGGCAGCCGCUGGAGCCCCAGCCGAUCCCGACACCGGGGCAGCCGCUGGAGCCCCAGCCGAUCCCGACACCGGGGCAGCCGCUGCCGCCCCAGCCACUUCUGACGCCGGGGCAGCCGCUGGAGCCCCAGCCGAUCCUGCCGCCCGGGCAGCCCCUGCCGUUCCUGCAGCCUGGGCAGCUCCGGCCACCGGGGCAGCUCCAGCCGGUCCUGCAGCACGGCCAGCGUCAGCAGCCCGAGCAGCUCGGGCAGCCCCUGCCUCCGGGGCCAGACCCAAGCUCCAUCACCUCAGACCCCCCAGCCCGGAGAUUCAGGCUGCCGACCCGCCUACUCCGCGGCCUGCUCGAGCGACUGCCUGGCGGGGCAAGCCUGAGAGCGGCUGUGUCCAGUACUUCGAGGAGGGCUUGGUCAGCAGCGACGAAGACUCCAGCGGAGACGAGUCCGACGAUGGGACCUUCGGAUGCCUGCGCUGGUUUCGGCGCCGGAGAAACCGCAGCCGCCCAAAAAAAGCCCGACGCAACUUUUUCUACAACUUCCUCUCUCAAGCCUUCGGGGGAUGCUUCGGUCGAUCUGAGAGUCCCCAGCCCAAAGGCUCGCGCUCUUCCAAGGUCAAGAAGGUUCCCGUGGCGGAGAAGCGCAAACAGAUGCGCAAAGAAGCCCAGGAGAUGCGUGCCCAGAAACGCGCACAGAAGAAACGCAGCAAGCUCAUCGACAAGCAACUCAAGCAGGAGAAGAUGGACUACGUGUGUACACAUCGUCUGCUGCUUCUAGGUGCUGGAGAAUCUGGUAAAAGCACGAUUGUGAAGCAAAUGAGGAUCCUGCAUGUUAAUGGGUUUAACGGAGAGGGCGGCGAAGAGGACGCACAGGCUGCAAGGAGCAACAGCGAAGGCGAUAAGGCCACCAAAGUGCAGGACAUCAAAAACAACCUGAAGGAGGCCAUUGAAACCAUUGUGGCCGCCAUGAGCAACCUGGUGCCGCCUGUGGAGCUGGCCAACCCUGAGAACCAGUUCAGAGUGGACUACAUUCUGAGUGUGAUGAACGUGCCUGACUUUGACUUCCCUCCUGAAUUCUACGAGCACGCCAAGGUCCUGUGGCAGGAUGAAGGAGUGCGCGCCUGCUAUGAGCGCUCCAACGAGUACCAGCUGAUCGACUGUGCCCAGUACUUCCUGGACAAGAUUGAUAUCAUCAAGCAGGAUGACUACGUGCCAACUGACCAGGACCUGCUUCGCUGCCGUGUCCUGACCUCUGGAAUCUUUGAGACCAAGUUCCAGGUGGACAAAGUCAACUUCCACAUGUUCGACGUGGGUGGCCAGCGCGACGAACGCCGCAAGUGGAUCCAGUGCUUCAACGAUGUGACUGCCAUCAUCUUUGUGGUGGCCAGCAGCAGCUACAACAUGGUCAUUCGAGAGGACAACCAGACCAACCGCCUGCAGGAGGCUCUGAACCUCUUCAAGAGCAUCUGGAACAACAGAUGGCUGCGCACCAUCUCUGUGAUUCUGUUCCUCAACAAGCAAGAUCUGCUCGCUGAGAAAGUCCUUGCUGGGAAAUCGAAGAUUGAGGACUACUUUCCAGAGUUCGCUCGCUACACUACUCCUGAGGAUGCUACUCCUGAGCCUGGAGAGGACCCACGCGUGACCCGGGCCAAGUACUUCAUUCGAGAUGAGUUUCUGAGAAUCAGCACCGCCAGCGGGGACGGGCGCCACUACUGCUACCCUCACUUUACCUGCGCCGUGGACACCGAGAACAUCCGCCGUGUCUUCAACGACUGCCGCGACAUCAUCCAGCGCAUGCAUCUCCGUCAGUAUGAGCUGCUCUAAGAAGGGAACCCCCAAAUUUAAUUAAAGCCUUAAGCACAAUUAAUGAAAAGUAAAACAUAAUUGUACAAGCAGUUAAUCACCCACCAUAGGGCAUGAUUAACAAAGCAACCUUUCCUCUCCCCCAGUGAUUCUGAAAAACCCCCAUUUUCCUUCUGCUUGCUUAGAUGUUCCAAAUUUAGAAAGCUUAAGGCGGCCUACAGAAAAAGAAAAAAAAGGCCACAACAGUUCCCUCUCACUUUCAGUAAAAGAUAAAAAUAACAGCAGCAAACAGAAAUAAACAAAUAAAUAAAUGAAAUAAAUAAAUGAAAUAAAUGAAAUAAAUAUUGUGUUGUGCAGCAUUAAAAAAUCCAAAUAAAAAUUAAAUGUGAGCAAAGAA
Molecule: messenger RNA, 3550 nt
Organism: Propithecus coquereli (Coquerel's sifaka)
Lineage: Eukaryota; Metazoa; Chordata; Mammalia; Primates; Indriidae
Gene: GNAS
Product: GNAS complex locus
Exons: 14
Coding region: 1-3174 (1057 amino acids)
Biological process (GO): sensory perception of chemical stimulus; adenylate cyclase-activating dopamine receptor signaling pathway
Cellular component (GO): heterotrimeric G-protein complex
Molecular function (GO): mu-type opioid receptor binding; insulin-like growth factor receptor binding; GTPase activity
Source: RefSeq, a predicted model, not a curated record